GAGUUCAAGUUAUUUCACUAAAAAUAAAGAAUCAGAUGUUAUUAAAAUUAUUUCCAGUAUAAAUUGUGUUAGUGAUGUUUCGGUGUACAAGUGAUUUACUUUUCGGCAAUGGGAUCAUAUAAAACUUUUAAAUUAAGAUAUCUCGUAAACGGAAAGCACACUAUAUCAAUGGAGGCCCUGUUUUCAUUUAUACAGGUGGUGAGCGAGAUAUAACAAUUGCAGCACAAAAUAUGGGAUUUUUGUUCGAUAUUGCGCCCAUUUUCAAAGCACUGCUGGUUUUUUUUGAACACCGUUAUUAUGGAGAGUCUCUACACUUUGGAAACGGAACAUUCUCAACUACCGAAAAUUCAAUAUAUCUAAGCACAACACAAGCGUUAGCAGAUUGUUCGUUUCUUAUUGAUGAUUUAAAAGGGAAACUCUUUGAAAAUGUUAUAAAUUUCAAGAUUGAGCCCUUAAUUGCCUUUGGAGGAGAUGCUAUGCUGGUUACGUAUGAAAUAUCCAUUUUCAGUUAAGGGAGCCCUUACUGCGUCUGCACCUAUUUUUUACUUUCCCGGACUCACGACUUGUGAAGACUAUUAUCAGAUAAUUAUGAACGUUUUUGAGAAGUAUGGGCAAAUUACGUCAAUAUUUAUUACAUAUUCCUUGAAUAUUAAACUGUGGAGUUUCUUGGAAAAAUGAAACAAAAUUAUAUAUAAACAAAUUUAAUAGAUUUUUUUAUUAGUUUUUCUUGAAACUUUUAUAAUUAUUAUUGUCAAUUAUUACAUGAAUCAAAUAAUGAACUAUUUAUAUGAUCUAUCAACAUAUGUAUUGAUGGACAACAAUUAAAUACUAUAUAAUAAAUUUAAUCAUUAGUACUAAUAAAAUUAUUUCUUGAUUAUACCAUACAUUUUUGUGAAAAUCCUAUAAUUUUGUAGCAUUUAUAUUUUAUUUGUAUAUUUUUGAUAUUCUUGGAUUGCAGGUGCUUUUUUAAUUUUUAUUUUAAUGAAAAUAGUUUUUCGGGUGUUUGAAGCUUUCGGAGCUUGUUUGUGCUUUUUUAAUAUUUUUUGUUUGCAUUAAUAUUAUUAAAUGAAUCAUUAACUAUAUUGAUAUUUUAUCUUUUUUUUUUUAAUCAUUAUGUAGGUUAGGUUAGGUUAGGUUUUCUUUUUAAUCAUUAUGUAGGUUAUUAUAUUAUUGUUAUUCUGUCAAAUAAACCUACGUGUAACUUUACUCAGAGGUGAAAAGAUCAGCUCUUAUAAAAAUUAGUUAUUAUUAUUUGUUUCUUCUUUAUUAUAAAUAAACAUUGUUAGAUAAAAAAAUUACAUAAUGCAUUAAGAACCAAUAUAAAAUAAUAGCACUUGUAAUUUAUUAAAUAAUAUUAAUUUAAACAAAAAAUAAUAAAACUAGUUCCUACUAAAGACAGCAUAAAUAAGCGUGGAAAGAUUUACAAAUCAUUAAAACACAACCCAAAUAUAUCAGAAACAAAAAUAUAAUUUUUAGUUUUUACCGUCUAACUAUUGCAUGAUGAUGCGAAUAUAUAAUUUUCUUGUUUCCGUAACAUAGUUAUUGUCGGCCGGAUUACAUUUUUUUUAAAUCCACUUGGUUUGGAGUUUUAGGAAUAUUAAUAGAAAAUACAGAAUCAGAUAUAUUGUUUACAACGAAAGCAGUUAGCCAUGAUUCCAUGUCUCCAUUACUAAAAACUAUAUUGGAAUAAUAUUUUAAAUUUUUUCCUCCAUAAGCCAAUGUAGCCCAAUCCGGUCGAACAUUUUUAACUCCAAAUUUUGCAUUGCAGUCUUGUGCAUAUUUUUCAUAAUUCCAAGGAGUUGUGACAAACAUAUCGUUUUCAGUUGAACAUCUGGGACUUAAAAGUUCUGUACAUUUUUGAUAAUUCCAAGCAACUUCAGUCAAAUCCUCGUUUAUAUAAUUAACAUUGUUGCACAAAUUAUUUUCAGUAUAAUUGGUAUAAAAGUCUGAAGCACGACUAUAAUGUUGUUUUUGUUGUUGUUGUUGAUUUCGUUAUAUGAAGUGCAGAAGACUUUCACAGGAUAGGCCGGUAGAGGAGUAUAGAAAUUGGUUGGAUUAGUAUUAAGAUAAUAACGAAAUAUUUGUAAUAAUUUUGCAUUAUUCUGUUUUAUUGAAUAAAUAGAUAUGUAUUUAAAA
Messenger RNA from Psylliodes chrysocephalus, 2136 nucleotides. Lineage: Eukaryota; Metazoa; Arthropoda; Insecta; Coleoptera; Chrysomelidae. The record is from the annotation of a GenBank genome assembly.